UGAAGAUCGAUGCCCAGAGCAGAACCUUGGCAGCAUACAGAGAAAGUCUGAAAAUGGAUCCAGUCCAUCUGCAGCUAAAGGAAAAGACAUGUCCUCCUCCUCCUCCUCCUCAACAGACCUACCAAAGGACACGAGUACACCAACUGGUUGUGACCUUACAUUUGUGUUAAUCGGAGACUUGAUUUCUGUUGAGACUGGAGCAAACAACAUCUUACUUAACCUUGAUGAGCAAACCAAAUUUUCCUCCAAACUGUAUGAUUUGUGUGGUCAGCAUAUAUCUGUUGUGAACUUACUUGGCCAACAAAGCAUUAAAAAGCUCCCUUUAAUUCAGGGAAUUCWUGCUUUUCUCUUACUGAUCCCAAAUGGUCAGCAUGUCAGUCAUUAUAAAUCAGGAGUGCAGUGGUUAGAAAAAACAUUUGGCAGACAGUCACUGGCAUAUUUAAUGACAGUCGUGACCUGUAAAUCAGGUGAAAAGUGUGAAGGUGCACUAAAAGACCUGAAAGCUUUAGACAGCUUUGAUGAAACAAGAUACCACACAUGUUCAAAGAGUAUGACAGAGGCUGAGGAGGUAGCAGAUCUACUGACAAAAAUAAACAUCAUGGUCUCUGAAAACAGUCCACAAUGCUACACUGGAUUGAUGCCAGGAGAAAACACAGAGGAGAGUAAACAUCUGGAAUCCAAAUCUCUGGGAGAGUUGAUGGAUCAAACAGGAUCCUCAGAUAAUAAAUUAUGUGGAAACAAGGGAAAGCAGCCAUUGAAGAGUUCAGAUGAAAUUAUUCAGAAACAGCUACAAGAGAAAAAUGAAACUUUGUUUGUCAGACUUCAUCUUCAGGAAAAAUGUUACCAGAAGCUGUCCAAAGUUGAUUUUCUUCAAUUAAGUCAACCUAUCACACCAUGCCAUGACACAUCUGAAAAAGAUUUGGUGUAUUCUUUUCUUCACAAGUUACUCAUGUUAGAUUACAGGGCCAGAUAUAUUCCUGUUAAACAAGACAGUGUUGAAGACUCUGAUCCAAACCCUGUUUCUAUGUCUGACACAAGUGAAGCAGAUGAAGAUGAUUUAGAGGAGUUUCUGAACACCAAUGUAACUACAAAUCAGCAACAACAGACUCAUGUACAUCCAAUGGAUGUUCAGAUGGCAGUAUUUCACUGCUCAGACAGCUUCCUCAGGCAGAUCAUGAUCACAAAGUUGUCACAGUGUCAGUAUGCCUUACCUUUGCUUGUUCCUGAUCCAUUUAAAAUGGAGACSGAGUGUCCUUUGUGGGCCUUCAGACAGAUAACAAAAACAUGGAAGAUAGUCAAAGGAGAUUCAAAUAUCACCAUGAAAAGUGUCCCRAUCUACAAAGCUGAAACACCUUUGGUGUCUUUUUUCCGUCUGGGUUCACUAUCAGUGUCUAAGUCUCAGCUGAUGAACUCUUUGAUCAAUGAUCGCCACGACACGUUCUUCCAUAGAAACUGUGAUGGAAGCACCAAAUCUCGCCAUUUGUUGGACGGUGUUGCAGAGAUUGCCUGGUACUGCCCUGCUGGAAAACCCAAUGAUAUAUUCAAUGACUGCAUUGCCUUUUGUAAUCUUCAUGGUGAUGGUGUAUUGAUUGAGAAACAAAGAGACAUAUUGAUUGAAAAAUCAUCAGUUAAUGUUGUGCUGGUACCAAAGCUCCAAAAAGAUGACAGGAUUUGGCCAAUAAUCACAGCACUCUUCAAAAUGAAAAAGCCUCUGAUUUGUCUCAUUGUUGAUGAGAUUUGUGAUGCUGUUGAAACCAAGAAGGGAAAAUAUAAAAUGGGACUCAAAGACAGAAGCCAGUCAGAUGUAUCUGGAGAACUUAAAAGAAUCAUUCAAGAAGUUUUGUCUUCUGAAGAUCCGUCCAUUUUGAAACCAUCCUUCCAGCUUGAAACCAUGGCUGAGGUCUCUGGAAUYAAAGUGGAUGAAAGUAACCCCAUGUGUCAAAAUGGAAAGAUUCCUGCUUUGAAAAUAUCUGAUUUGCUUCAGGGUAAAGAUGUUWCAAAGAUCAAAGAUGAAUUUCUUCCAUGUCAAGGUCAACUGUGGCACAAGUGGUGCCAAAUUAACAAAGAACUCUAUCAUCUCAAAGGACAGUCCAUUGAAAUGGAGAAAUCGAAUAAAGAAGCACAACUGGUGGAAAUACGACAAAAACAAUGUGCUGUUUCCUGCAGUGAACUGAUGAAGUUGUUCACUGAAAGCCUUGGGUCAUUACAACAAAAGGACAAAGAAUAUUUUCUUAAAUGGACUCAGRUUCUAACAGAUGCCCUCUCCACAGAUGAUAUUUCUUCAAUUCUUCAAAGUUAUGAUAAYACCUGGUCUGAGUUGUUGGCUUUGAAGAACAAACAUAACAAAUCAGAAGUUUUAAAAGCCAAGAAAGCUGAGCUUGAGUCCUUAUCRAAAAAGCUGCAAUCUGCAACUUUUGGCUUGGAGCACAUUUUCAGAGAAAUGGGGCAGAUCUAUGAGGCUCAAAUAACAUGUAACCCAAACAGCAGACAGGAGAAGUGGUCCAAGUACCCAAAACUAGCUGCARAUCUGCUGAUCUCUGGACACCCUCUGGAGCUGCUGGAUGGAGAUGCAGGUCAUGUUCCUCUGAAAUGGAUCUCUAGUCUUUUAGAGGAAGUCAUCAAUAAACUGGGUGACCAGAAAGUUUUUGUGCUGUCAGUUUUAGGAGUACAGAGCAGUGGAAAAUCAACRAUGCUGAAUGCAAUGUUUGGACUGCAGUUUGCAGUGAGUUCUGGCAGGUGCACCAAAGGUGCCUUCAUGCAGCUGGUCAAAAUAUCAGCUGAGAUCAAGAAGGACUUUAAGUUUGACUAUGUGUUAGUGGUAGACACUGAAGGACUGCGUGCUCUUGAGCUGGGAGGAAACACGUCUCUUCAACAUGACAAUGAACUGGCAACAUUUGUUGUUGGUGUGGGAAACAUGACGUUGAUYAACAUCUUUGGAGAGAAUCCAGCCGAGAUGCAAGAUGUUCUGCAGAUUGUUGUUCAAGCUUUCAUGAGAAUGAAAAAAGUCAAACUUACUCCAAGUUGUGUUUUUGUUCAUCAGAAUGUAACAGAUGUUGCAGCAGCAGAAAAAAACAUGGAUGGAAGAAGACGCCUGCAAGAAAAACUUGACCAAAUGACCCAACUAGCAGCCAAAGAAGAGGACUACAAUGCAGACUGCUUCAGUGAUGUUAUUGCAUUUGACGUCCAAACAGAUGUAAAAUACUUAGCCCAGCUGUGGGAAGGCAGUCCACCUAUGGCUCCUCCAAAUCCAGGUUACAGUGAGAGCAUCCAAGAACUAAAAAGUGUUGUUCUCUCCAAAGCAUCAAAGUCWGAUGGGAUCAAGCUUACACAGCUCAAUGCAAACAUUCAGAACCUGUGGAAGGCACUUCUAAAUGAAAACUUUGUUUUCAGCUUUAAAAACACACUGGAAAUUGCAGUGUACAGAAAACUUGAGGUUCAGUAUGGAAACUGGACCUGGACCAUCAGGAGCAACAUGUUGACCAUUGAAAACCAGCUCUACAACAGAAUCGAAAAUGGAGACCUUAACAAGGUUGAGACAAGAUAUCUCAAAAAAGAAACAAUCAAAACAUAUGAUGAAAUUAAAAAGGCCAUGAUGACGUACUUUGAGGAUGAAAAUGAGAAAGAAAUGUUGGUUCAGUGGCGAGGUCAAUUUGAAAGUAAAAUCAAAGAGUUUUGUGACGAACAGGUGAAAACAGUUAAAAGAAAACUGGAUGGAGUAAUUGAACAAAAGAGCACUCGAAAAAAGAUGGACGAUGAUAAGACAGUCUUGGAGACUAAACUGCUUCAGAAGAGCAAAGAACUCGCUCAGACGCUAAAAGAUAAAGUCAACGAYGAUGAAGAACUACAAAAACAAUUCAGUUCUGUUUGGAAAACCUGGGUUACUGAGUUCACAAGAGACACAAAACCUGUUGAGGACAUCAACUUAGAGGAGGACCUGUUAACUAUCCUUACAGAAAUUGGUGUGGAAGAAAAACUCAGAGAAGAACACAAAACAAGUGGAACAUACAAAAGAAUUUCCAAAAUGGGAAACUACAAACACUAUGUUGUAUUUCACAAGAAACAAGAUCUUGAUGAAACUGAUGAGAGAAAAAACAAAGACAUUGAAAACCCUAAAAAUAAUGUUAGUUCAGUGUUCACAAGUUUUAAAAACUUUUGGUCAUCAAAAAAUCAGAACUCCAACAGCGRUCUGUCUCAUCAAGACCAAAACCAGAUCAGGGAACUCAUUACCAACGCUGCAGAAACAUCCCUCAAUGCAAUCAAGGAAAAACCUGUUGCUACAAGAGGCUAUCAAUCAACUUACUUGCAAGAAAUGAUCCAAUUAGUCAAAGAAAAAGUGGCCAUAUUUGAGUCCAAUCAGGGGUAUCAGCUUAAUAAGGUGUUUGAAAUCGAUCUAAUCCUGUUUGUGUUUGACUUAGCCAAAAAAUGGCUUCAGGACUCUCAGGAGGAAUUCAGGAAGAACAACGACGCUCUCAUUUAUCUGGAAAGCAAGAAAGAAGAGUAUUUUAACAUUUUCAAGAUCUUUUGUGAAGGAAGUUCCUCAGCUGUAGUCCUAGCUGAACUGACCAGUGAAAAACUGAAAACAUCCAUGGUUGAAGCUGUUUAUAYUAAAACAGCCGUGGCUCUUGCUGGAGAAAUGAAGUGUAUUUUCCCAGCAUUCAAUGGGAACAGACUAGACUUGGAGAAACACAUGCUGAAAUCACUCACUGAGAAAGACGACUUUAAUAGUUUCAUUGAAUACAUACAUCAUCCAAAAAGACAAUCAGAGGCUUUUAUUAAAGCAGAAGUACAGAAAUACAUCUUCACAGAUCACAGAGAUAAAGCAGAGAAUAUAUUCAGAAAACAUCUUGAAGACAUCAACACAACUGUGAGUCAAGCUUUUUUUACAGCAUCCAAGAAAGUYCAAACUAAAGGUGGAGACACAAACAUGUGGCUGGAGGAAUUAUCCAGUCAGCUCAAAGAUGAGCUGAGAUUCGAUGGUUCCUGUUUUCAAGACUUUGAUGACAUAAAUGAUUUUGACUUCCUCAUGAAAGAAGCAAAUGAAAAACUUGAAUCCGUCAAGAAGCAAAUCAACAGUUUCUCUCAAACUGAAAUGAGAAAAGCAAGAAAAAGGCCUCAAGACAUCCUGAUUGAACAUCUGUGUAAGUGCUGUUGGGUGAAAUGUCCGUUCUGUUAUGCUGUUUGUACCAACACACUGGAAGAUCACAGUCCUGAAGACCACAGUGUACCUUUCCAUCGAUCCAGUGCUGUCAAGGGAUUUCACUACAGAAACACAGACAUCUUCAGCAUUGAGUUCUGCACAACAAAGGUUACAAGUGAUGGUGGUUUUUAUCCUGACAGUUCAGACAGAACUGUUCCCUAUAAAGACUAMAGAACUGCUGGUCCACGGUUUGCCUCAUGGAGAAUCACCCCUGMUGAGUCCAAACUGUCCUACUGGAAAUGGUUUGUGUGUAGAUUUAAAGAAGAUCUGAUCGAGCACUAUGGAUAUAAAUUUGAGGAACGUGGAAAAAUUCCUAGAGACUGGUAUAAAAUCAAUAAAAAAGAAGCUAUAAAAAGCCUGGAAGAAAUGUGUCAGUGAAUCAAAACCAAAGGCUGGAGCUGAGGAAUGAGGACAGUCGGCUAUUACAUGAAAAAAUUAUUUCACUAAAAGGCAAGAAAAACAAGACAAACAAACAAUACAAUUAAAUUUGCUGAAAUUUUAUUUUUAUUGCAAAAAAAUAAGAGUUUAGAGAUUUUCUGUUAUGCAAAACCAAAUGGGCUCUUACAUGUAAGUCCUAUUCUUUUACAUUUGGCACAAAGGGAUGAUGGUAAACAGUCUAUAUUUAAACUCUAAGUUCUAUCUAAAUAUAGUUUUCACUUACAAUUCUUUACAGUUUCAAGAAAUGUAUAGUCAUAGUUUAAAGGACCAUGUUUUAGUUUUUGGAUUUUGUCACAGGCAGAUAAACUUAUUUUCAGUGUUUUUGUUAUGUGAAAUUAUAAAAGUUUCUCUGUUAUCUCUCUCUCUUUUUCUUUCUUUUUUUUUUUACAAAAAUGAAAAACACUGAUGCAACUUUAAAUGCCAAAUCUGAUUUAAAGCUUUUAAGUACAACUACAUGGAAGCAUUUUGGUUAAAUAUGAGAUGUGUUGAUGUAAAGAAACAUUUCAGUUUGUGCUUCUUUGUAUUUUAAACUUGCUGCUUUAUGAAAACACUGUUGUGAAAAAAAUUGUUUUACUAUAUCAAUCGUUUAGUGUCAGAACAAAAAUGAGUACAAAGAUUAUAUAUUUACUUUAUAUGCUCCUUUGGAGUUGUUUUCUGAUUGAGUGUUAAAGCACCCUCAGAGGUGUUCAAAGUUACAUUUUUCUCACAUUUACAUUCACUCAGUAACUCAUUGUGAAAAUAUGUUUUUGAAAUAUCUCAGUACAAAAUGCUUGAUAGAGGUUACUCUGCUUUGGGUCAUUUUGUUUGGGUGCCUUUUUUUCUUGAUAAAUAAAAAGAUUGAUGCAAAAA
Austrofundulus limnaeus is the source of this 6484-nucleotide messenger RNA. RefSeq names its product interferon-induced very large GTPase 1. Gene Ontology annotation, molecular function: GTP binding. The transcript has 5 exons. The record is from RefSeq and is a predicted model, not a curated record. The coding region runs from base 89 to 5575 and encodes 1828 amino acids. Lineage: Eukaryota; Metazoa; Chordata; Actinopteri; Cyprinodontiformes; Rivulidae.